GUUGAACUAUUCAUACCAUACUUACUCCGUAAAAAAUGGCAAAUUUAGGCGAAGAACAAGAUUUGCUCUCUAAAAUAUUUGAUAUUCUAAAAUCAGAACGAGUGUUCGACCCAAAAGCUGGAGAUUUGGUGUUUCCUUUCAAGCAUCCGCAAGAAUUGAAAAGUUUGCUUUGUCUGGAUUUAUCAACCGCCGUACCGUGUGCUGGUUCUGCGGAGCGAGAAAACAUAGUUCGUAUGGUGAUUCAAUAUUCUAUCAAAACUGCUCAUCCGAAUUACCACAAUGAGAUGUACGCUGCACCGGAUCUAUACGGGCUAGCUGCUUCGUGGGUAACCGAUGCGCUGAACGCUUGUCAAUUUACAUUUGAAGCCGCCCCGGUGUUUUCGCUAAUUGAAUCGAUGGUUUUGGAAUAUUUUCUGAAGCUUUGCGGCUUUGAAGAUGGUGAAGGUGUUUUUACUCCGGGUGGAUCGAUGGCCAAUAUGUAUGCGAUUUCGAUGGCAAGGCACAAAAUGCAGCCAGAUAUUAAAAUACAAGGAAUGUAUGGGCAGCAAUGCUUGAAAAUAUACACCUCAGAAGAUGCUCAUUACAGCGUCACCAAGAGUGCCAACUGGUUGGGGCUGGGCGAGGCAAACGUGCUGAAAAUCAGCACGGACCAUUUGUCCCGUAUUGAUCCGGGUGCGCUGGAGGCCGCACUCCAGACGGCAACGGUUGGCCAGGACGGAUCGAGGCCUCUCAUCGUAUCGGUUACGGCCGGGACCACGGUGUUUGGGGCGUUCGACGAGCUCGACAAGAUUGCCGACAUUUGUGCUCGGUUCGGCACGUGGAUGCACGUUGAUGCCGCAUGGGGUGGGGCAGCGCUGUUUUCCGACCACUAUAGAAAGUUGUUGCUGAACGGAUUGGAACGGGCAGAUUCAGUUGCUUUGUGUCCCCAAAAAUUACUUGGUGCCCCUCUUCAAUGUGCCAUGUUUUUGUCACGGCACAAGGGUUUGCUGACUAGCUGUAAUGCGGCAUGUGCCGAGUAUCUGUUCCAGACCGAUAAGUACUACGACAUUUCCUACGACACGGGUGACAUGAGCGUCCAGUGUGGCAGAAAGGUCGACUCAUUUAAGCUCUGGUUCAUGUUGCGUGCCCGAGGCCCCGAAUGGUUCCAGCUGGCCGUCGAGAAUGCCUUAAGCUGUGCACAGUAUUUUCUGCGGGCAAUAACCGAAAAUGCCUUCUUCAAGCUCGUUCGGACAAAGUUUGAGUUUACCAAUGUUUGCUUCUGGUUUGUUCCAAAAAGACUACAGCUGGCUUCCCGCAGCGGCCAGGAUGAAACCGACGAUUGGUGGGCCGAGGUUCAGAAGGUCACACUUAUACUGAAGGAGCGAAUGGUCAAAAAGGGCAGUCUGAUGGUCAGUUAUGCUUCCCAUCCCUGCAAAAAAUUGGGCUAUUUCUUUCGGUUGGUGGUCAAGUGUGUGCCACCCCCGACUACGGAAAGGAUGGAUUAUAUCAUUCAGGAAAUGGUGGCAAUUGGCGGCGAGCUUUGAGGGUUUGCUUGCGUCAUUUGAUUGUACGAUUGUUUGUGCCAUUUUUAAAAGCUAGAAGAUACGUUAUA
Messenger RNA from Culex quinquefasciatus (southern house mosquito), 1591 nucleotides. RefSeq names its product cysteine sulfinic acid decarboxylase. Gene Ontology annotation, cellular component: cytoplasm. Gene Ontology annotation, biological process: carboxylic acid metabolic process. Gene Ontology annotation, molecular function: pyridoxal phosphate binding; carboxy-lyase activity. The transcript has 8 exons. The record is from RefSeq and is a predicted model, not a curated record. Lineage: Eukaryota; Metazoa; Arthropoda; Insecta; Diptera; Culicidae. Bases 36 to 1523 code for a protein of 495 amino acids.